GACCCGCGCUCGCCGCCGCCGCCCGCCCGCUCGCCCGCCCGCUCAGGCCGCGAUGACACUGCGCCCGCGGCGGCCCCGAGGCGCCGGGCGGGCCGUUUGCUGACCGGAUCGCGGCUGCCCGCCAGCGUGUCCGCGGUGCCGCCGCCGCCGCCAGGAUGGGCUGCGCCCCAAGCAUCCACGUUUCCGAAAACCGAACGUUGAACCACAGCGACGACGAGGACGAGGACGUGGAAGUCCCGGGCCCCGCGCCGAGGUCUAGACUGCGAUGGUCGACCGCACCCGGGCUCGUGGAGCCACAGCCUCGCGACAGCGGCGCCUCGAAGGUAUCAGUAGCUGAUGUGCAAUUUGGCCCGAUGAGAUUUCAUCAAGAUCAACUUCAGGUACUUUUAGUGUUUACCAAAGAAGAUAACCAGUGUAAUGGAUUCCACAGGGCAUGUGAAAAAGCUGGGUUUAAGUGCACAGUCACCAAGGAGGUGCAGACUGUCCUUACCUGUUUCCAGGACAAACUCCAUGACAUCAUCAUCAUAGACCACAGAAAUCCCCGACAGAUGGAUGCAGAGGCACUGUGCAGGUCUAUCAGAUCAUCAAAAUUCUCAGAACAUACAGUUAUUGUUGGCGUAGUACGCAGGGUGGACAAAGAAGAGGUAUCUAUAAUGCCCUUCCUUGCUGCUGGCUUCACACGGAGGUAUAUAGAAAACCCCAGCGUCAUGGCCUGUUAUAAUGAACUGCUCCAGUUGGCAUUUGGAGAGGUGCAAUCACAACUGAAACUCAGGGCUUGUAACUCAGUAUUCACCGCAUUAGAGAAAAGUCAAGAAGCAAUUGAAAUUACAAGUGAAGACCACAUUAUACAGUAUGCAAACCCUGCAUUUGAAACAACAAUGGGUUAUCAGGCAGGAGAACUAAUAGGGAAGGAGUUAGCACAAGUACCCAUAAAUGAAAAGAAAGGUGAUUUGCUCGAUGCCUUAAAUUCAUGUGUCACCAUAGACAAGGAGUGGCAAGGAGUUUACCAUACCCAAAAGAAAAAUGGAGACAACAUACAACAAAAUGUGAAGAUAAUACCUGUCAUUGGGCAGGGAGGAAAAAUCAGACACUAUGUGUCCAUUAUCAGAGUGUGCAAUGGCAACAAUAAGGUUGAGACCACCACUGAGUGUGUUCAGACUGACAGUCAAACAGAUAAUCAGGCAGGCAAACAUAAAGACAGGAGGAAGCAUUCGAUGGAUGCCAAAGCUGUUUCCUCCAGAGCAAGUGAUGUUUCCAGCCAGAGAAGACAUUCCUCUUUGGCCCGGAUACAUUCUAUGAUGAUUGAGGCACCCAUCACCAAGGUAAUCAAUAUUAUCAACGCUGCCCAGGAAAACAGUCCUCUGCCUGUAACAGAAGCCUUGAACCGUGUGCUGGAUAUUCUGAGAGCCACUGAGUUGUAUUCACCACAGUUUAAUGCUGAGGACGAUCCUCACGCCACCGACCUCGUUGGGGGCUUAAUGUCUGAUGGCUUACGAAGGUUUUCAGGAAAUGAGUAUGUUCUUGCAACAAAAAACCUUCCGCCAUCUUCAAACAAUAUGCCCGCCCCCAUCUCCCUUCAUGAUAUCCCACCACGGAUUGCCCUGGUCAUGGAAGAUGAAGAACAAUGGGACUUUGACAUUUUUGAGCUGGAAGCAGCAACCCAAAAUAGGCCUUUGAUUUAUCUAGGUCUCAAAACGUUUGCUCGUUUUGGAAUGUGUGAAUUCUUACGGUGCUCUGAGACAACACUGAGAUCGUGGUUUCAGAUUAUCGAAUCCAAUUACCAUUCUUCUAACCCCUACCACAAUUCCACACAUGCUGCAGAUGUGCUUCACGCCACUGCAUAUUUCCUUUCCAGAAACAAAAUAAAGGAAACUUUAGAUCGAAAUGACGAGGUUGCUGCCCUCAUUGCUGCCGCCAUCCACGAUGUGGAUCACCCUGGGAGAACCAACUCCUUCCUCUGCAAUGCAGGAAACCAUCUGGCCGUGCUCUACAAUGACACUGCUGUGCUAGAGAGCCACCAUGUGGCGCUGGCCUUCCAGCUGACGCUUGAAAAUGACAAAUGCAAUAUCUUUAAACAAAUGGAGAGGAGUGACUACCGGACACUACGCCAGAGUAUUAUUGACAUGGUCCUAGCCACAGAAAUGACAAAGCACUUUGAACAUGUCAACAAAUUUAUCAACAGCAUCAACAAGCCUUUGACAGCACAAGAGAAGGAGGAAACUGGCAGAAGUCUGGAAGACAUAAAAGCUAUGCUCAAGACUUCAGAGAGCCGGGCUCUCAUCAAAAGAAUGAUGAUUAAGUGUGCCGAUGUGUCCAAUCCCUGCCGGCCCCUAGAGCACUGCAUCGAGUGGGCUGCACGCAUUUCAGAGGAGUAUUUUUCUCAGACUGAUGAAGAGAAACAGCUGGACUUGCCUGUGGUGAUGCCAGUGUUUGACAGAAACACCUGCAGCAUUCCCAAGUCUCAGAUCUCCUUUAUUGACUACUUCAUUACAGACAUGUUUGAUGCCUGGGAUGCGCUGUUUCUCUCGCCAGCCUUUGUUGACCUGCCUAACCUUAUGCAGCACCUAGAUGACAACUUCAAGUAUUGGAAGGGACUGGAUGAGAAGAAGCUGCGCUGCCUCCGGCCCCCUCCAGAAUAGUGUGAGGUACACACCUGGCCUUCCUGGUCUCCGCAGUUUCUUAGCCCUAUCAAUGUUAGCCAGAGCUAUCCCCUCAUCUGCAGAGCCUGUGAAAGCCCAUGGGGAUGCCCACCUUCUGACGCCAUAGCUUCCUGCAAGGCUCCUUAGUGAGGCACCCAAGAGCUGUGGUUUAUAUCGACUGUGUGUUACCACAGGCCUGGGAGCCCUGCAGAGGUGACCCAUGGCUCUCCUAGCAGUGACAGUGACCAUGUGUCCUAGUUCCUCACGCCUGCAGAGCAGCAUCUGGGAAGGCACGGCUGCUGGUUGUGGAACACUGCUACAGGGGACUUCUCUCUUAAGUUCACUUGCAAAUGAGACAGACAUUUAGGGUUGAUUAUCCCGAUUAUUACAUGUUUUAUUUAUUUUAUUAGACUUUUGAUGUUUUCUAUGAAUUUAAAAAUACUUCCAAGCCAAUUUCAGAUGCCUUGACCAAAUUCAUGACGUCUGUGUGCAUGAUUUGGUUACAGACUUAUUUUCAUAAUGCAGAUUUUGAAUUUUAAAAUGAUGCAUUUUUCCAUACUAUGGAAUAUGUUAAACUCUUCUCUUUGCUGUUAUGGGAAAGGCUUUAUGCAGCGGGUCUCACUCUAGUGUGUAACAGAGAAGCCACGUCUGGGCAGACCGGGCUCUGAGCAGUAGCUGUCAUGAGUUUUGCAGGUACCUUCUCAGAGAAAAAAUUGGAUUUGACCAUUUUUUUUCCUAAAAUUUUAUAAUUGAAUUUCUAAAAGCCUGCCUCAUUUUAUACCAUUUCUAUAAAAUGUGCCCUAUAAAAGCAAAGCAAACCUGGGUAUCUAGAAGCUGAUAUUUUACAACUAACAUGGGAUAUUUGAGUCUAGAAAUAUAAAAGUUCUAUCUCCUCACAUUUUGAAUAAGCAUAAUACUAUAAAGAUGAUAUUCAAUGACAUGUCAAAAUGUUAGUUUCAUUUUAAACUUGUAUUUUUUUCUGGAUGAAAUUAAACUAUUUGUUUUUAAGAAGU
Messenger RNA from Mastomys coucha (southern multimammate mouse), 3652 nucleotides. RefSeq names its product phosphodiesterase 8A (gene Pde8a). Gene Ontology annotation, molecular function: 3',5'-cyclic-AMP phosphodiesterase activity. The record is from RefSeq and is a predicted model, not a curated record. Gene Ontology annotation, biological process: regulation of DNA-templated transcription; positive regulation of ERK1 and ERK2 cascade; signal transduction. The transcript has 22 exons. NCBI's taxonomy places the organism in Eukaryota, Metazoa, Chordata, Mammalia, Rodentia, Muridae. The coding region runs from base 156 to 2639 and encodes 827 amino acids.